Molecule: messenger RNA, 5556 nt
Organism: Aedes albopictus (Asian tiger mosquito)
Lineage: Eukaryota; Metazoa; Arthropoda; Insecta; Diptera; Culicidae
Exons: 2
Coding region: 1-5556 (1851 amino acids)
Biological process (GO): DNA integration
Molecular function (GO): nucleic acid binding; zinc ion binding
Source: RefSeq, a predicted model, not a curated record
AUGUCGGUCGGUCGAACGCCGAUAAAAACGACGGUGGAUCCCGAGCAGGUGAAGAUGCUCAUCCACCAACGCGGAGUAGUGAAAGGGAAAGUGACGAAAAUCCACAAUACGCUCGAGAAUGCUGAAGACCAUCCGGAGUUAGUGAGUGUGCCCCUGCUGAAAGUGUUCCAGAAGAAAUUAGAAAUGCACUACAGUGAAUAUGAGGCAAUCCAUCGCGAAGUGUUGUCAGUGACGCCGCCAUCCAAGGUUGAAGAGCAGGAUGGAAAGCUGGAGGAGUUUGACAAACUGCACACCGAUGCCUUGGUCAGACUGGAGCAGCUGAUGGAGAGUCUCACCAAGCAACCUGCCACCGCGAAUGUCAACGCUGGAACAGCACCUCCCGUUGUGGUGCAGCAAUCCCUCAAAGCUCCGAUACCCUGCUUUGAUGGGAAAACCGAGAACUGGCCAAAGUUCAAGGCAAUGUUUUCGGACGUGGUGUGCAACAGCAGCGACUCGGAUGCCGUCAAAUUCCAUCACUUGGACAAGGCCCUUGUCGGUGAUGCCGCCGGACUCAUCAACGCCAAGAUGAUUACUGACAACAACUUCAAGGAAGUCUGGAGGCAGCUGACCGAGCAGUUCGAGAACCCGAGAGUGAUUGUGGACACCCACGUCGAGGGAUUGAUUCGUCUGAAGCCGAUAGCGAAGGGAAGCUACAAGGAUCUCCUGGAGCUGAUCAAGACCUGCGAGCGCCACGUAGCUGGACUGGAGUACCAGGGACUGAAGGUGGAUACCCUCUCCGGCAUCCUCAUCACCAAGCUGCUGACGUCGCGGCUGGACGACCACACCCUUCAGCUGUGGGAGCGCAACCAGAAGCACGGUAAGUUACCCGACUUCAGCGAUACGAUGCGGUUCUUGAAAGAUACUCCACCUAAGCCUCAACCCAAGUCUUUCAACCAAAAGGUCCAUUCUGUCACAUCCUCAAACCAAUCAAGUCAAUGUCAGUUUUGCAAUGAAGACCAUCGUCAUUAUGAAUGCCCGAAGUUUAACCAAAUGUCUGUUUCUGAGCGUAUCAUCAAGGUGAAGGAGUUGAAGAUCUGCUUCAAUUGCCUUCGGCCUGGACAUCGAGUUAUCGAUUGUUCCACCAAAAGAGUUUGCGCGAAGUGUAAGAAGCGACACCAUACGCUUCUACACGAAGAAUCUUCGUUGAAGCCCCAGUCUGAACCCCUUCCUCAGAAGAACGAUUCUCCAAAGGUUAACGCGGAAGUGAGCAAUACACCCAAACCCCCAACGUCAGCAGCCCCAAAUACCUCGUGCUCGUGCAGUAAUCCCCAAACUGUGAAAACCGUGAUGCUGUUGACGGCCGUUGUUAACCUCGAAGAUUGUCGUGGUAAUGUGGUUCCGUGCCGCACCCUUUUAGAUAGUGGAUCCCAAGUGUGCUUCCUGUCAGAAGUGAUGGCCAACCGAUUGUCCAUUCCCCGUGAGUCUGUAAGCGUUCCAGUUACAGGAAUCGGUGAAGCCAAGUUCUAUGCUCGUGAGAAGCUGAACGUGUCAGUUUACUCCAGGUAUUCGAACUUUUCUACCACCGUCGAGUGUCUGAUUGUACCGAAGGUUACUGGAAUUAUUCCAUCGUCGAAGAUUGAUAUCUCCUCUUGGUCGAUUCCAGCAGGGAUACAAUUAGCCGAUCCCGAGUUUUUCGUGCCAGAGCGGAUUGAUAUGCUCAUUGGUGCUUCGAAGUUUUUUGAUUUGCUUAAGUCAGGUCACCUCCGACUAGCAGAUGGUUUGCCAGAACUCCAUGAGACCCAUUUCGGAUGGGUUGUUGCGGGUGAGAUAGACGAUCGUGUUGUCAAUACGGUGCAACAAGUGCAUUCCGCCACUGUGGAUUCUUUGAAUGAUACCGUGAAGAAGUUCUGGAAACUGGAAGAGAUUGCUGAUACCCCGAGCCUAGGAACCGAGCAGGACGAGUGUGAGGACACCUUCCAAAGGACCCACCAUCGAACACCAUCUGGAAGAUAUGUUGUGCAAUUACCCUUUCGAGAAGAUGUCGACAAGCUUUGUGACAACCGAGAGAUGGCUCUUCGUCGUUUCCUUGCGUUGGAAAGGCGACUCGUGAAGGAUCCUACCCUGAAGGAGCAGUACGUUCGAUUCAUCCAAGAGUAUGAAGAGUUAGGCCAUUGCAGAGAAGUGGAUGAAACCCGUGAUCAUCCAUCGCAUGGACGCUACUAUUUACCGCACCACGCCGUGUUGAGACCAUCUAGCUCCACAACCAAGCUACGAGUGGUUUUUGACGCCUCGGCGCGGCCAUACCAAGGCGCAAGGUCGCUAAAUGACGUUCUGCAAGUCGGUGGCAACGUGCAAAAUGAUUUGUUCAGCAUCCUACUUCGAUUCCGCAGACAUGCCGUAGCCUUCACUGCCGACAUCACGAAGAUGUAUCGGCAAGUGCUGGUUGAUCCAUCGCAGACUUGUUACCAAAGGAUUUUUUGGAGAGACAGCCCAGACAAACCACUGAGAGUACUGGAGUUACAGACCGUAACGUACGGGACUGCCGCUGCACCUUUUCUAGCCACCAGGUGUUUGAGCCAGUUGUGCGAGGACGAAGGAGGCAGGUUCCCAGUUGCAGCGAAAAUAGUGCAAAAGGACUGUUACGUCGAUGACGUCCUUUCAGGAGCCGAGAGCGUAGAAGAAGCAGUUAAUGCCCAGCAGCAGUUACAACAGCUGUUGCGAUGUGGUGGAUUCCCGAUACAUAAAUGGAGUUCGAAUUGUCCAGCGAUGCUUACCAAUGUUCCCGAGACAGACCGAGAGAAACUGAUACGCUUGGAUCAAGAGUCGACCCGAGAAGUAGUCAAGACCCUGGGACUGACUUGGAGCCCCAUAGCCGAUGAGUUUGUGUUCGUUGCCAGUAGUUGUGCCAAGGUUCCAAGUAGGUACACAAAGCGGAUGGUAUUUUCUGAGAUUGGUAGAUUGUUCGAUCCGCUGGGCUUGGCAUCACCCGUUGUCGUUGUUGCUAAGAUGCUAAUGCAAGAGAUUUGGAAGUCUGGUCUACCAUGGGAUGCCGAGCUUGAUGGAGAACUACUUCAGUGGUGGCUGACUUUCCGUGACGCUUUACCAGGAGUUUGCGAUUUGAGCAUACCCCGCCGUGUGAUUUCCCAACAAGCCGUUGCCCUGGAAAUACACGGAUUUUCAGAUGCGUCGAUUCGAGCGUACGGAGCCGUGUUGUAUGUGAGAAGCAUUCUACCAAAUGGCACUGCACAGCUAGCCCUGUUGUGCAGUAAGUCGAAGGUGUCGCCUAUCGCUGAGGUGAGCAUUCCACGCAAAGAAUUGCUGGCUGCUCGUCUGCUGUCUCGACUUGUGGUAAAGGUUAUUGAUUCUCUUGAGCUGGAUAUUUCCAAUGUGACUCUGUGGUCCGAUAGUCAAAUUGUACUCGCAUGGCUCAGAAAACCCUUGGCUUCACUGCAGAUCUUCGUCCGAAAUAGAGUAUCAGAAAUCAACAAGGAGACUAGUGGCUACACAUGGAAGUAUAUCCCCACCAAGGAGAACCCUGCGGACAUAAUAUCAAGAGGCAUGCUUCCUAAUGCUUUGAAGUCAAGCGAGUUGUGGAGGAAUGGCCCAGGGUUCCUAUGGGAUUCUGAUUACCAAGUUGAGUCGCCAACAGAUAUCCCAGAUGCGGAGCUGCCGGAGAUGAAACAGGUCGUGGUUGUAGCGUCAACCGCCUUCAACAGAGACCAACUUCCCGUAUUUUCUAAAUACAGUUCCUUCCGUAAGCUUCAGCGAGUGAUAGCUUACGUCCAGCGUUUUAUCUCAAAUUGUCGUGAAAAGGAUGACAAGCUCCGUGUCAAACUGAGACACACCAGUGUUCCAGAGCUCCGUAAAGCAAUGGAGCUGAUUAUAAAGAUCGUUCAGCACGAGGUUCUUGGAGAUGAAAUCAGACGGAUUAAUCAAAACGAGCCUUGUAAGAAAAUUGCACAGUUGCACCCUAUAUACCAGGAUGGAGUUUUGAGAGUCGGAGGGAGAUUGAAACACUCGUCCAUGAUGUCAGAAGCAAAACACCCGUACAUACUUCCGAGGCACCCGAUUGUUGACCUAUUGAUUCGAGCAUACCAUUUGGAGAACCUGCACGAGGGACCGUCUAGUUUGCUUGCGAACCUGCGCACUCGUUUCUGGAUACUAGACGGACGAUCGGCCGUGAGAAAAGUCACCAGAGGUUGCGUCACCUAUUUCCGUGCAAACCCAAAAUGUUCCACGCAGCAAAUGGGCAAUCUACCUUCUUGUCGGGUAACGCCGGCUCAUCCAUUCGAGAUCACGGGCGUAGAUUAUGCAGGACCUGUAUAUGUGAAACAAGGGCGCCACCGACCGAGAUUAGAGAAAGCAUAUCUGGGAGUCUUCGUGUGCAUGGUCACAAGGGCUGUGCACCUGGAGUUAAUUUCCGACAUGACCACCGAAGCCUUUGUUGCGGCAUUACAUCGAUUCACCGCAAGAAGAGGAGUACCGAGAGAGAUCCAUUCUGACAAUGGAUCCAACUUCCGAGGAGCGAGAAACGAGUUGCACGAGCUGUUUGAAUUGUUCCGCUCAGAAGCGUUUGAGAAUGAGAUUGAGGAUUUUUGUCAGCCAAGGGAAAUUUCAUGGCACUUCAUUCCUCCUGAAGCGCCAAACUUUGGGGGAAUUUGGGAGGCUGCUGUGAAAAGCGCAAAAUUCCAUUUGAAAAGAACUCUCAAAGACGCUCGGUUAACAUUUGAGGAGUAUGUGACAGUCUUGGUUCAGGUUGAGGCACUUCUAAAUUCAAGACCGCUCUAUUCCGUAUCGUCUGACCCGGGUGACCCUGAAGUGAUCACACCGGGACACUUCUUGAUUGGCCGGCCCUUAACUGCCAUACCGGAACCCAGCUAUGAGGGUAGCCCGGUCAAUCGUCUAAGUCGUUGGCAAUACCUCCAGAAACUGCGAGAAGGUUUCUGGCAUAAGUGGAAGCGCGAAUACCUUCAGUCCCUACAAGGUCGAAACAAAAACAGGACUAAGCAGCCAAACAUCCAGCCCGGCAUGAUUGUGCUGCUAGAGGAGAAGGACACACCGCCACAACGAUGGAAACUUGGAAAGAUUGUGAGAACCUACCCUGGAACCGACGAGUUGGUUCGUACCGUCGAUGUGCAGGUCGGAGAAUCCAUCUACAAGCGACCGAUAACGAAAAUCGCCGUAUUACCGAUUGAGGACAACAUCAUCGUGUCAGAAGCUUCUUCAGAGAGCAAGUCUCAGCCCGGGGGAGUAUGUUCACGCCCAAGCGAGAACGGAGCGCCAUGUGACAUCUCCAUAUGUUGUGGAAACGACGAGACACAGAAACCCGCCGAAACACCCAGAAACACCGGGAAGCAACGACGCGGACGCGCCGAACGGGCACGAGAUGCGAACUCACCCGAGAGAGUGUCAUCAUCAUCAUCACCCAGCAGGGAGAGCGACGACGACCGUCAUUAUUGCAACAGCGAGAGCGACGACGACCGUCAUUUACGCAGCAGAGAGAGCGAUGAUGAGAGAGAGAGAGAGAGAAAGCGGCAGCGCCAGCGACGACCAGCGCGGCUGCUCGCGUUGCGUUGA